UUAAGGCCGCCAUAAAGUUAUAGUUCUUAUUCCGGAAUUUUACGGUCAUUAGAACAAAGCGAGUUUCGAGAUAGCCAGUCACUAAAUAAAUAAUUAAUAAACCAACUAUUAAUAUGUCUGCAUUCGCAGCCUAUAACAAACCCAAAGCGAAUGGACGCAUCAAAAGUAACGGGAGCGGCUCCGGUGCCGUUAAGAAAGGAGCUACCGCGCGCCCAAAAACUGCCCUUCAAAAUGGCGUUCGUUCCAAAAACAGCAAAGGGAGCCGAAAAGCGGCUCCACAAGAAAAUGAAAGUUUUAAUCCGACUAAUAUGGAUAAAUUGAUCGAUGAACUUUACAAAGAUGGAAAACCAUUAAGCAAGUCACAGAAUCAAAAGAAACAAAAACUGGAGGCAUAUUUGGCGGAGCAACUUGGGCCUGUGGACAACGACGGGAGCAGCUGCACUGCCAGUAGCGAAGAGGAUACCGGGAGCUGCAACGAUGAUGGGUCUAGCAAUGAGGAUAGCAGCGAUGGCGAUGAGUCCCACACCAAUGACAGCGACGACAGUGACGAAGAGCAAGACAGUGCUCAGUCAUCUGAUGAUGGUGAUAGCGACGACGAUGAUGAUGAUAGCGAUGACGAUGAGGAUGACAGCAACGACGAUGAUGACGACGACGACGAUGAUGAUAGCUCUGGUGAAACGGAUAGUGAUGCCUUCAGCGAGGAGUACACAAUGAAUAGUUAUAAUACUAGCGGCGAAAGUAGCCAAUCGAGCCCUGCUGUGGUCAACCCAAAGCCAGUCAGACAAAAAGCAGCUCCAAAAUCAACGGCACAAAAGCGUCAGAGUACAGCCGCAGGCGGCAAUAAUGACGACGACUUGAACAACAAUAAGCCGGCCAAACAGAUGAAGCGGAACUCCCUGCCAGCUCAAGAGCCAAAGCCGUCAGUCAAUGGAACUUCAGAACGCCGCAAAACCAUUGCCUUGGGCACAGAGAAGUCCUGUCCGCUGUUGCGCAACCCCAAAUCCUGUCCACUACCACCAAAGGUAUCCAAAUCGCAGUCGGCUCCUAGAUCAUGCCCAAUACCGGUCAAAAGGAAUUCCGCCACUACAUCUGAAAGCACAAAGAAGACCACCGCCCCGACCUCCUCCCAUGCUAACAAGAAUGCCGGUGCGAAAUCGCUUACGAAUCGCAAAAAGGUUGCUCCCGAAAAAGCGAACUCGGCGCAAAUCGCUGCCUUUAAUGAGCGACCCGAGGUUCACAAGCAGAAUAGCAUUGAGGAGGGCAAGCGUAUGUUCUUCUGGGUAGUAAAUCCUUUGCUUCCAGAAGCCUUCUUUGCCAAAUAUUGGGAACAGAAUGCCUGCCACGUGAAACGAAAGGAUGUUAAAUACUUCUCAAAGCUAAUUUCGUUCAAACUCAUCGAUGAGAUGCUCAUACGCCACCAUUUGGAAUUCACCACGAACAUUGAUGUGACUUCCUACACGAAUGGAGUGCGUCAGACCCACAAUCCAGAGGGUCGUGCUAUGCCGCCCGCUGUCUGGGGAUAUUAUGGCGAAGGCUGUAGCGUGCGCAUCCUGAAUCCGUCCACCUAUUUGAGUGGCUUGCGCGAGCUCUGCAGCAAGAUGCAAGAGUACUUCCAUUGCCUUGUCGGUGCCAAUGUCUAUCUGACGCCGCCAAAUAGUCAGGGCUUUGCUCCACACUACGAUGACAUUGAGGCCUUUGUGCUGCAAGUGGAGGGACGCAAGCGCUGGCGUCUUUACUCUCCAAUUAAAAAUUCUGAUGUACUCGCACGUACCUCCUCUGGCAAUUUUGAACAGAGCCAGCUAGGUGCUCCCAUCUAUGAUGAGAUACUAGAACCGGGCGAUGUGCUCUAUUUUCCACGUGGCACGGUGCAUCAGGCAGUCACCGAAGACAACAACUACUCGCUGCACAUAACGCUCAGUGUUUAUCAAAAGCAGGCUUAUGCCGACUUGCUUGAGAACUUGAUGCCGAUUGUGCUGCAGCGGUCCAUUAAGCACCACGUGAAUAUGCGUCGCGGUCUGCCGCUGCACACCUGGAAGCAUCUGGGACUGGCCAAUGGCGACGUCCAGACGAGGGAGCGCACAGAACUUGUAGCCAAUGUGCAGCACUUGGUAAGCAAGUACUUGAUGCCAAGCCCUGCCCAGAUUGAUGCGGCUGUUGAUCAGCUGGCCAAGCGUUUCCAGCACGAGGCAUUGCCUCCCACCGUGCUGCCGGAGGAAUUGAAGCGCACAGUGUUUGGGUCACGCAACACCACAGAUUCGCAUGGCAAGUGCUUAUGUGACUAUGAGUUGACCGACUCCCAUAACGUACGUCUGCUGCGCGCCAACAUUCUGCGUCUGGUUGCCGAUGAGGGCGCCCUGCGUGUUUAUUAUUACGUAGAAAAUGCAGUUGAGUUUUGCAAAUACGAUGCCAAUUUCAUGGAAAUCGAGCCCACAGAGGCCGCAGCCAUUGAGAUGCUUAUGCGUGCCUAUCCCGGUUACAUCAGUAUUGGACAGCUACCGAUGCGCAGCUCCGAACGACGCGUCGAGGUCGCUACAGCACUCUGGGAACGCGGCCUCCUAAUGACCGAGAAGCCAUUUAAAUAGCUCUUGGCAAGCUCCCAGGAGUUGAUCCCUUAUACCCAAAAAAGAAUACUAAAUAAACCGUGAGAGAUUGCGCUGACUAGAUAUUAAGUUUACGUUCUGUUUUUUUUUUAUUUUUUGUGCAGCCAAGUCUCUGCUCACGAAACGUUCAAGUAAUUUCGUGCUCAGCGUUGAGGCUUUCGUUGCACUAGAAUCAUUCAUUUAUUGUAGGUCUAGCAAUCUCUGCUAAGGACCAAAUUAUAAGUAUGUCUACCUAUGUUUGCCAGUAAGAUAUUGUGAUUUAAUAAAUACGUAUGUAAAAGAAAAUACCUCCAAUCUAA
Molecule: messenger RNA, 2899 nt
Organism: Scaptodrosophila lebanonensis
Lineage: Eukaryota; Metazoa; Arthropoda; Insecta; Diptera; Drosophilidae
Gene: NO66
Product: bifunctional lysine-specific demethylase and histidyl-hydroxylase NO66
Exons: 2
Coding region: 114-2582 (822 amino acids)
Cellular component (GO): nucleolus
Molecular function (GO): histone H3K4 demethylase activity; histone H3K36 demethylase activity
Source: RefSeq, a predicted model, not a curated record